Messenger RNA from Portunus trituberculatus (swimming crab), 1801 nucleotides. RefSeq lists its product as uncharacterized. Gene Ontology annotation, cellular component: nucleosome. Gene Ontology annotation, molecular function: structural constituent of chromatin; DNA binding; protein heterodimerization activity. The record is from RefSeq and is a predicted model, not a curated record. The transcript has 7 exons. NCBI's taxonomy places the organism in Eukaryota, Metazoa, Arthropoda, Malacostraca, Decapoda, Portunidae. The coding region runs from base 131 to 1765 and encodes 544 amino acids.
CUCUUACGUCAUUCCCGUCCAAUCGUAAGGCAAGGUUGGGCCCCGGCAAACCGUAUUUAAAGAAGUGCCAGCCUAAGCGCUCAACUCGCCCAACUGUUCGUUCCGAGCGGCAGUAACUUACUUACUCACCAUGGCACGUACUAAGCAAACGGCCCGCAAGUCCACCGGUGGCAAGGCGCCCCGCAAGCAGCUUGCCACGAAGGCAGCUCGCAAAUCUGCUCCUGCCACUGGAGGUGUCAAGAAGCCCCACCGUUACAGGCCAGGAACCGUGGCCCUCCGUGAGAUCCGCCGUUAUCAGAAGAGCACCGAACUGCUUAUCAGGAAGCUGCCUUUCCAGCGCUUGGUGCGUGAAAUUGCCCAGGAUUUCAAGACUGACCUCCGCUUCCAGUCCUCCGCUGUCAUGGCCCUCCAGGAAGCUUCCGAGGCUUAUCUCGUGGGUCUCUUUGAAGACACUAACCUGUGCGCCAUCCACGCCAAGCGUGUCACUAUCAUGCCCAAGGACAUCCAGCUGGCUCGUCGAAUCCGUGGCGAGCGUGCCGUGUGGCUCCUAUGGAGCCGGAGACGGCGUGCUUUGCCAGUUCGCCGGGCAGAAGGAGACGGACGGCAGUCUGGAUCUCCCGGCUGUAAACUUGUAGACAAGUUUAGGUGGUCACCCAACCAGGGGCUGACCGAGCCCGGCGCAGCAACCCAGAUUGGUUUCAGCCUGUCCGCUCCGUGGGAGACGGUGAACCGACCAAUGAGGAGACAGGUUGGGUGUUCUUCUCGGCUUCGCUGGGGAGAUGCAGAGCUGACGGAGUGUUACUUGCUAAUACUACCACUACUACUUGUUAAUCCCACCUACUACUACCUACUCGCCAUGUCCGGACGCGGCAAAGGAGGAAAGGUGAAGGGAAAGUCAAAGUCCCGUUCCAGCCGUGCUGGACUCCAGUUCCCGGUCGGCAGGAUUCAUCGCCUCCUGAGGAAGGGCAACUACGCCGAGCGAGUGGGGGCUGGCGCCCCCGUGUACCUUGCAGCGGUCAUGGAGUACCUGGCCGCCGAAGUCCUCGAGCUUGCCGGCAACGCCGCCCGCGACAACAAGAAGACUCGCAUCAUCCCGCGUCACCUGCAGCUGGCCAUCCGGAACGACGAGGAACUUAACAAGCUCCUCUCCGGGGUCACCAUUGCACAGGUUGCUGUUGUUGACACCAAAUUCCAGACACCAGAUUUAACCGCCAAAUCCGUAGAGGGUACGUCCCUGACGCUUGAGGGCGUAGACGACGUCCAUGGCAGUGACGGUCUUGCGCUUGGCGUGCUCGGUGUAGCGCUCAACUCGCCCAACUGUUCGUUCCGAGCGGCAGUAACUUACUUACUCACCAUGGCACGUACUAAGCAAACGGCCCGCAAGUCCACCGGUGGCAAGGCGCCCCGCAAGCAGCUUGCCACGAAGGCAGCUCGCAAAUCUGCUCCUGCCACUGGAGGUGUCAAGAAGCCCCACCGUUACAGGCCAGGAACCGUGGCCCUCCGUGAGAUCCGCCGUUAUCAGAAGAGCACCGAACUGCUUAUCAGGAAGCUGCCUUUCCAGCGCUUGGUGCGUGAAAUUGCCCAGGAUUUCAAGACUGACCUCCGCUUCCAGUCCUCCGCUGUCAUGGCCCUCCAGGAAGCUUCCGAGGCUUAUCUCGUGGGUCUCUUUGAAGACACUAACCUGUGCGCCAUCCACGCCAAGCGUGUCACUAUCAUGCCCAAGGACAUCCAGCUGGCUCGUCGAAUCCGUGGCGAGCGUGCCUAAUAAGUGUGUCAUCCAAGGCAAGCAAGCAACAACAAA